AUGACGACCAGGGAGCAACGGCGGGAGGAGUAUUCAUCGUCGAACGUGGUGCGAGUGCUUUCGCCCACCACCCACGGCCAUCAGUUCGAUCACAAUUUGGACAACCUCCUGGAGGACCUUCAGGCGAGCGUUUCGCGCCCCGGAAGCUCGCUCGGCCAGCCCAUCGCCAACUACUCGACGAGCCGCGAGGUGCAGUAUCUACAGCCGGCCAACGUCACAACAGUUGCCCGCGAGCGCUCCCUCAGUCCGUCCGUCGCAACGAACGAGCGAAAAGUAUACAAGACGGCCAAGUACGAGUACAAAUCGAGCGGCGGCGGUGGCAAUGUACUCCCGGGGGCCGGCGCUGGACGGGCGGAUCAGUCCGUCAGCGAGGUGUACCAGCGCAACAUAAAUCAGCUCGACACGCUUCUGAAUGAUCUUGAACGUGAGCGCGACUCAUCGCUCGAUCGAAAUAACAGGACUCUAAGCCGAGAUGGAAUCGAUUCUGGAUUGCUUGAGCCCGGCACUAAGGUUAUCAAAACCACGACCACGUACACGACGGCGGGUGGCGGCGGCGGCGGCGGCAAGCCGGUGAACCGUGAGCUCGUAUUCGACUCACCGAACAGCUACGAGGUGCGUCAAUCACGCUCGCGCCAUCGCAGCCCGUCCUACGAGAACCAGUCGACGACGGUGAAGAACGUCUCGUACAGCUCGGACAGUUCGGCCGGCAUCUACGGCGGCAUCAACCGGUCGGCCACUCCACAGCGCUCCAUGACACCGGCCCGCUCGGAGGAGUACUACACGGAGACACGCACCGUGUCCCCGAACUCGGAUCUGCUGCCGGCCCGCAACGUACGCUACAACGAGUCCGUGCACGUCGACAGUGCGGCAAACGUGCUGCAAAACAUCCCACUGUCCGACGACAUCUUGCCGCGGCCGAACACGAAAGUCACCACGACGGUGCGCACGUACACGUACGAGUUGCCCCCGGACGGCACGGGCUCGCUGAACCAGACCAUCGCGUACACGAACCAGGCAGUCAAUCAGACUACCAGCACGCUUCCAGCUCCGGUCGGCUAUCCGGAGCACCCGGCGGCGCACGUCAAUCCCGGCACGAAGACGGUGCUGGUGAAGAACGAAACGUUCAACACCUCGAACAACGUGCAGGAGUACCCGGUACCGACGAUACUGAACCACCCGUUGCCGCCCAACACGGCCAAAACCAUCUACUACAAGAAGGACACGAAGCACUCAACCACCAACUACUAUCCGGACCAACCGGCCGAACCGGGCCCGUAUCCGAACAACUUCCGCGCCAUCGAAGCGCCGCCCCCGACGGUACCAGGCGGUGGAGCUCCGGUCAAAUACACGGUCGAGGAACCGGGCUAUCCGCCCGGCAACAACACCACCUAUAUCUACCGCGAGGAGCGCACUAACACCAACACGAACAACCGGUACGGAUCGCCAGUUCCGGUUCCGGUUCCCGUUCCGGCCGAUCAGCUAUAUCCGCACCCGCAUGGGCCAGGAGGUGUUCCGCCGCCCACCACGGUCACGUAUAAGUAUAGCUCGACGACGACCAACGCCACCCGGAACCUGUAUCCUCCGCCGGCCGAGCGAGAACCGCUGCUGCAGCCGUUCCCAACCGACGGCAUCGAUCGGACGGACCUCGAUGGAAAUCCGCCCAAGCGGCUGGAUGACCUGAUGGCCACAUUCGGAGAGGACGGCCAAGUCACCUAUCAGUCGCGGGUAGUUAACACAUCACAAACCGACAGUGCCGGCCCGAAGCGUGCGGGUCCUCCAGCGAACGGUACCGGACCGAAACCGGUCGACGAGACGAUGGACGACAAGUCUGCACCGAACCAGCUGGCCUCGAAAAAUAUUGCCGGGCCGCCCGUCUACUAUCCGCCCGGUCACGAGAUGUUCGCCAAGAAGGAAAUGGAAGCCAGCGGUUGGAGGGCACAGGGCGAAUAUGCAAAGGCCAGCGGAAUGUACAAAUACGAGGCGGAAAGCAAAUCGAAGAGCUCGAGCAAAUCUGGUGCCGCCGUCGUGCCCGUCUGCCUUCCCCUCUGCUGUGCGAUGCCCUGUUCGAUCAUGUAGAGAUGCCGCUUGAAGAUGCAGCUAAUCGGCCAGGUCGUCAGCCCAGCAGGCAGCUAUAGGCUAGGAUAGGAAUAACGCAAUACUUUGUCUAUGUUUUAACAAGCAAUCCGCAAUAACAAAACGUGUGUCCAACCGGUAUAUGGUGGAUGAUAAGGGUGUGAAUGAUGCACACACGGACUCGAACAAACAUGUGCCAAUUAACGAUAUUAUUAUAUACCUGCUGUUACGUUACUUCACGAAUAAUGACUCUCACUGUUUACAUGCAUUAUUGGUCUAAUUCCCAAGAGCUAAUAAAUGAACAACAAAC
Messenger RNA from Anopheles coustani, 2383 nucleotides. RefSeq lists its product as uncharacterized. Bases 1 to 2076 code for a protein of 691 amino acids. The transcript has 7 exons. NCBI's taxonomy places the organism in Eukaryota, Metazoa, Arthropoda, Insecta, Diptera, Culicidae. The record is from RefSeq and is a predicted model, not a curated record.